Molecule: messenger RNA, 911 nt
Organism: Durotheca rogersii
Lineage: Eukaryota; Fungi; Ascomycota; Sordariomycetes; Xylariales; Xylariaceae
Exons: 2
Coding region: 180-746 (188 amino acids)
Molecular function (GO): protein binding
Source: RefSeq, a predicted model, not a curated record
UGCACAUCUGAUGCAUCGCCAGAGACUGACUUCAUUCCGACUCUCCUCUCACCUCUUUACUCGUCUUCACUCGAUCUCCGCCUCUAUUCGUGCAUUCCUUACCUCUGGAAUGACCUCUCCAAGCUCGACCAUCCCCUCCUCGCCGCUCGCUUCUGCUCUCUGAUCCGCAACCACCCCCAAUGCCGCCAGCCAAAUCCAAGGUGAACCACGACGACGCAAAGUCGGAGACCGCGAGCGUCAAAGACCGAAACGGCCACGCCCCCGGUCACGGCCACGGCCCCAAUAACCACCAGCCGAAUGGCAAGUCUCGCCGUGCUGGCAAUUCCGCCGGAUCGCAACCCCGAGAUGUCGCCGCCGUCAACGGCUCCUUAGCCUUGACAGCGCCAACGCCCACGACGCAGCCGGGCCAGACGCCUGGGUUGCAUUGGCAGUCCUUCGACCGAGAUGUCCUCCACGAUUACCGUCGCAAAUACCUCCUCUCCACCCCGACCGCCUUUGCAAACCCCUAUCACCACUGGGUGCUCUCGCGGCCGGGCAUCGGCCUGCGUUCGCCCACGAUGGCACGAAGACAACAGUACAGGCGACAGAGCAAGGAGAGCCUGACCAAAGCCGUCAGGAAGCACUUCAAUGCGCUCGGCGUCCAGGAGACGGAUAUUAUCGUCGACUUCGUGCACAAGGUCCGGAAUCCGGGCGUCGUGCGGGUGCGAAGAAAUAAAGAUGCACCGCAUUCGUCGCCGUUGCCGUAACAUUUAAGAGUAUAUACCCUGGAUAGAGACAUUAGUUUGGCGUCUGGAUUCUACUACCGCUGUACUGUUAUAGAUAGAUACCAUCGUGCUGCCGAGCUUGCUCCGGGUUCUGGCUCCGAAGCAACCCUCCUCCCCCCCCCUCCUCCCCCCUCACCAAUGUUCCUC